AUGAAGGCAGCUAAAAGGUGGAGCGUAGGAAACCUAGUGUCAUUACCUGGAGCUCGCCACCGUGUUCCUGCAAGAAGACGACUAUGGAUCAUCAUGGCGCUUUCACUGAUCAUCAUGACGCUUUCACUGAUCACAAUGUUGGCUAUAAUGGCUUACAUGUACCCUCAUAACAGCAAACGUGCUUGUUAUAUGGUUUCUUCAAGGGGAUGCAAGGCUUUAUCUGACUGGCUUCAACCUCUUCCAAGGGAGUAUUCAGAUGAUGAGAUUGCUGCAAGAGUAGGAUUCCAAGAUAGCAUUCAUGUUCUUGACGCCUGGUCCAUUGCCUUUUGA
Eruca vesicaria subsp. sativa (arugula) is the source of this 330-nucleotide messenger RNA. Lineage: Eukaryota; Viridiplantae; Streptophyta; Magnoliopsida; Brassicales; Brassicaceae. The record is from the annotation of a GenBank genome assembly.